AGUGUUUAGGUCGCUAGCAGAAGCCCUUCUUAAACCCUCCUUGUUUCGCCCCCGUCCCCUAUCUUCUCCGUUUUCCCUCCUUCCUGCUGCCCGUCAGCCAUGGAAUCCGGUCGAAAAUAAAGAAGCGCCAACCAAUCAUCCGCAAAAAGACAAGAGAGACAUGCUCCGUCUUGCUCAUUCCAGCCGUGGUAAAAAACUAGCCUUCUUAUCUUCUUCCUCCUCCUCGUCCUCAACUGCUGCUUUUGCUGCCAUGUCUCACAUGGGCUCCAGAUUCUUUCCCAAACCCGCCACAGCUUCCGUCCCUCACUUCCCACCUCUUCCUUCUCAAUUUUUUUCCAAUAUAAACCUAUGCCGCGCUGGAAAGCGCUUGCUCCCAGUGCUUUGUUCAAAACCCAUCUCUAGAAACCACUCUCGUUCCCUCUACAUCAAUGGGCAUGCGACUCUUCCUGUUUCCCCUCCAGGUAAUAUAUCGGUGGGCGGAGGAUGGAAAAGCGACGCUCUGCGGAAACAAUUGGCGGAGUGUGGAAUCGAAAUGGAUAACUUAGCCCCCGGUCAGUACAAUGGCUUAUGGUGUCCAAAGUGCCAAGGUGGUGAUUCCGGAGAGAAGUCGUUCUCUAUUCUCAUAGAAGCUGAUGGUACGAGAGCAUCAUGGAUAUGUCAUAGGGCGAAAUGUGGAUGGACUGGAGGAACCAAACAUGCUACCAGCUCAACCUCUAAAAACCCAGUUCAACAACGUACUCGCCAAAAGAAAGCAAGGGAAAUUACAGAGGAGAGUCUGCAGUUGGAACCACUAUGCAGUGAGCUUGUUGGUUACUUCAAAGAACGGGACAUAUCUCGUGAAACUUUGUUGAGAAAUCGUGUUAUGCAGAAGGCUCAUGGCAAUCAGAUUGUUAUUGCAUUUACUUACGGAAGAAACGGGAUGCUUGUAAGCUGCAAGUAUCGAGACAUUAACAAGAAAUUUUGGCAGGAAAAGGAUACCGAAAAGAUAUUCUACGGGCUGGAUGACAUAAAGGGAUCUGAUGAUAUUAUCAUUGUUGAAGGUGAAAUGGACAAGCUUGCAAUGGAAGAGGCUGGAUUCCGUAAUUGUGUGAGUGUUCCUGAUGGAGCACCUCCACUGGUUUCGUCCAAGGAUUUGCCACCCGAAUCCCAGGACACAAAGUAUCAGUAUCUUUGGAAUUGCAAAGAGUAUUUGAAGCAGGCAUCUCGCAUCAUACUUGCUACCGAUGGAGACCCUCCUGGUCAAGCAUUGGCAGAAGAGCUUGCACGGCGUCUUGGAAGAGAAAGAUGCUGGCGAGUCAAAUGGCCAAGGAAAAAUGCAGAUAGUUAUUGCAAAGAUGCAAAUGAGGUGCUAAUGUAUUUGGGUCCUCAAGCACUGAAGGAUGCAAUUGAUGAUGCGGAACUAUAUCCCAUCAAAGGAUUAUUCCUCUUCAGAGACUUCUUUGAUGAAAUCGACUCGUAUUAUCAUCAAACUCAAGGAUAUCAGUUUGGUGUCUCAACAGGAUGGAAGUCUUUAGAUGGGCUGUACAGUGUUUUACCAGGAGAGUUGACGAUAGUAAGUGGGGUACCGAAUUCUGGCAAGAGUGAAUGGAUUGAUGCUCUUUUAUGCAACCUUAAUAGAAGUGCUGAUUGGAAAUUUGCUCUUUGCUCUAUGGAGAACAAUGUUCGAGACCAUGCUAGGAAGCUGAUGGAGAAAUAUGUUAGAAAGCCGUUUUUUGAUGCUCCCUAUGGAGAAUCUGCUGAACGCAUUGAUGUCAUGGAGUAUGAGCGAGGGAAGCAGUGGUUAAAUGAUACAUUCCAUCUCAUAAGGCAUCUCUAUGGUGGAAUAAUAGAUGUGAAGAUGAUGCACUUCCAAGCAUAAGAUGGGUACUUAGUCUUGCAAAAGCAGCAGUGCUUAGAUAUGGUGUCCGUGGACUUGUAAUUGAUCCUUACAAUGAACUUGAUCAUCAGCGUCCACCUAACAUGACCGAAACAGAGUAUGUGAGUCAGAUGCUGACUCUGGUAAAAAGAUUUGCUCAACAUCAUUCGUGUCAUGUGUGGUUCGUUGCGCAUCCGAGACAGUUGCACAACUGGAUAGGUGGCCCGCCUAAUAUGUAUGAUAUAAGCGGGAGUGCCCAUUUCAUAAACAAAUGUGACAAUGGGAUAAUUAUUCAUCGCAACAGAAAUCCCGACGCUGGGGAUAUUGAUCAAGUCCAGAUUUGUGUUCGGAAGGUUCGAAACAAGGUUGUGGGUACCAUAGGCGACGCGUACUUGUCAUAUAACAGGGUGACUGGUGAGUUCAGGGAUACCGAAGUUGAUCAUCGUAGAAGAUGAUUAACUAACUGAUUGUCAUGGAGAAUGAAUAUGGGGAAGGUGGAGGAGGUGUGGGACGAGGACUGCGCAUUUACCAAUCAAUGAUCCGCUGAUGAAACCAAACCUGUUCAUACUUGAUGGCAAAUUGUUAAUAUUGGAAGUGAGAAGAGUUGAGCUGUUUCUUCGUGGGAAGUGGUUGGAAGUUGAAACCACAGCCAGCAAAGAGAAGAGCAUAUUAUUAUAUAGUGAAUUCACUCACAUUGUAGCAAAGGUGAGUCCAGCAAGUGGAAAGGGGCUGUCUAUCAUUUCCCGUUUGAGGGUGGUUACAAUAAAUCUGCGGUUACAGUAGUUUAUAAUUUAUGUCUUUUAAGCUAAGUUGACCAAAGCCCCGCGAGUUGCGGUGUCAGAAUCUUCUUAUUCUUCUUCUUUCGUUGUUGUUGUUGAGUGAGUUAGCCAAGCCAGCACACAACUCAUGCCACGUUCUGGAACAGCUUUAUUGUAUUUGUCAUUGACCUGACCACAUCAUUCUCGUGAGGCUGUGCAGUAGCUCAUCAUUCAUUCGGCGGUCGCCUCGUCUUAAUUGGUUCGAGUUAGUGAUGUUGCAUCAGAAUACUCAACUAAAUAUGUGACAUUAUUCUCAUAAUAACAAUUCAUAUAUGCAUAUAAAAAAGGGU
Molecule: messenger RNA, 2963 nt
Organism: Linum tenue
Lineage: Eukaryota; Viridiplantae; Streptophyta; Magnoliopsida; Malpighiales; Linaceae
Source: the annotation of a GenBank genome assembly